UAAGGGUGCAGCAACUCAUCCUGUGUAGGUUAUGGGGAACACUGAGAACUGUGCACUUGUCAGUUUGGUCAGGGUCCAUUGGCUGCUUGUUUUGGUGGGAGGCUGUGAGGGGAAUCAGAUGCAACCCAGCUACAACAAACCUCAGCCCUCCCAGCAGCCUCUUUUGAAUUUGGCUUAACAGAUUCCAAUAAGUUGACAUAAAAUAUUCCCAUAAUGGAAAGGCACUGCCCAAAUAUUUGAUUACAUAAAUUUACCUUUGUCCCACAGAUGAAGUCAAGAUCUUGAUGUAUGAUGAUUAAAUAAGGAGUCCAUGUGGCUCUGGUAUUAUCAGUAUUUUCCUCGUAUUUAUAUUUGAAUGCAAAUACUCAUAUUUGAUUUUUAUUGUGCUAAUGUCCUUCUUAGGCAUAGCCUCAAAGUCUUGACUUCGUAUUUAUCUGCUACUGUAAAUAAUUGGGGAAACUGGACCACAGAAUAUUAUAGGCAUUUUUCUAGUUUGUGAUAAUACCCCAAGAAGAUGCUUUAUUUUUUUUAUUUUUUUUUUUGCCGUAAAUCAAUGCAUCACAAUGGUAUACUGUUGUGUGUGAGUUCAAACCCUUUUCCAAAGUGUUACUAAUGGUAAAGAGAAAUUUUCUAGGCUUCUUUUCUGCCGGUUGAAGUCUGACUGCAGAUGGACCCUUGGCACUGAAAGUGGGGCAAAACGCCGGACCCCAAGCUGCAGGUCAGGUCAUACGUGGACGUCAUGUUGGAGCAGAACUUGUCCAAAGAGGAGAGAGAGAUUCGUCAGCAGCUGGCAGAGAAGGCCAAAUCAGGGGACCUGAAAGCUGUCAAUGGGUCUGCUGCCGCCCAAGCUGUCCCAAAACGUAAGCGUCGCUGGGACCAGACAGCUGACCAAACCCCCACCAAUGCUACACCCAAAAAGAUGUCCAGCUGGGACCAAGCUGAUGCCACUGCUGAGACUCCUGGACAUACUCCUGCACACACGCCUUCAAACAGCCGAUGGGAUGAAACUCCUGGCCGCCCUAAAGGCAGUGAAACCCCAGGGGCCACUCCCAGUACCCGAAUGUGGGACCCCACUCCUAGCCACACACCUGCCGGUGCUGCUACACCGGGCAGAGACACGCCUGGUCAUGCCACACCUGGUCACGGUGGCGCCACAGGAAGCGUUCGCAAAAACCGCUGGGAUGAGACCCCAAAGACAGAGAGGGAGACCCCAGGGCAUGGGAGCGGCUGGGCUGAGACCCCGCGAACAGACAGAGGAGAAGAGUCCGUGGGCGAAACUCCGACUCCAGGAGCCAGUAAGAGAAAGUCUCGGUGGGAUGAAACCCCUGCCAGCCAGAUGGGAUCCUCAACACCACUGUUUACCCCAGGAAAAACUCCCAUAGGCACACCAGCUAUGGAAUUGCAAACCCCAACUACAGCACACAUGACUCCAGAGCAGCUGCAGGCAUGGAGGUGGGAGAGGGAAAUUGAUGAGAGGAACCGGCCUCUAACAGACGAAGAGCUGGAUGCCAUGUUCCCAGAGGGAUACAAGGUGUUGCCUCCUCCUGCAGGCUAUGUGCCGAUCCGAACUCCGGCCCGUAAGCUGGCAGCCACGCCCACUCCGAUUGGAGGCAUGACAGGCUUCCAUAUGCAGGCAGAGGAUCGCACCACAAAGCAGAUGAAUGACCAGCCCUCAGGAAACCUCCCCUUCCUCAAACCAGAUGACAUCCAGUAUUUUGACAAACUGCUGGUGGAGGUGGAUGAGUCCACUCUGAGUCCUGAGGAGCAGAAAGAAAGGAAGAUCAUGAAACUGCUGCUGAAGAUUAAAAAUGGAACUCCUCCCAUGAGAAAGGCUGCUCUGCGUCAGAUCACAGAUAAGGCUCGUGAAUUUGGAGCAGGUCCCCUGUUCAACCAGAUCCUGCCUCUGCUCAUGUCACCCACCCUGGAGGAUCAGGAGCGCCAUCUUCUGGUGAAAGUCAUUGACCGCAUUCUCUACAAACUGGACGACCUGGUCCGACCAUAUGUACACAAGAUCCUGGUGGUUAUUGAGCCACUGCUGAUUGAUGAGGAUUAUUAUGCCAGAGUGGAAGGCAGAGAGAUCAUCUCUAACUUGGCAAAGGCUGCUGGUUUGGCUACUAUGAUCUCCACGAUGCGACCUGAUAUUGAUAACAUGGAUGAGUACGUCAGAAACACCACAGCCCGAGCCUUUGCUGUAGUGGCCUCCGCCCUUGGUAUCCCCUCUCUCCUACCCUUCCUGAAAGCUGUGUGUAAAAGCAAGAAGUCCUGGCAGGCUCGGCACACAGGCAUCAAGAUUGUGCAGCAGAUCGCCAUCCUCAUGGGCUGCGCCAUUCUGCCUCACCUUCGCAGUUUGGUUGAGAUUAUUGAACAUGGGUUAGUGGAUGAGCAGCAGAAAGUGAGGACCAUCAGUGCCCUGGCUAUAGCUGCUCUUGCUGAAGCUGCCACGCCCUAUGGUAUUGAGUCCUUUGAUUCAGUGCUGAAGCCGCUGUGGAAAGGCAUCAGGCAACACAGAGGAAAGGGUCUGGCUGCGUUCCUCAAAGCUAUUGGUUACCUCAUCCCACUGAUGGAUGCUGAGUAUGCAAACUACUACACCAGAGAGGUGAUGCUGAUCCUCAUCAGAGAGUUUCAGUCCCCUGACGAGGAGAUGAAAAAGAUUGUCCUCAAGGUAGUGAAGCAGUGUUGUGGCACAGAUGGUGUAGAAGCCAACUACAUCAAGACUGAAAUCCUGCCCCCCUUCUUCAAGCAUUUCUGGCAGCACAGGAUGGCUCUGGACAGACGCAACUACAGACAGCUGGUUGACACCACUGUGGAGUUGGCUAACAAAGUGGGAGCAGCAGAGAUCAUCUCACGCAUCGUCGAUGACCUGAAAGACGAGGCAGAACAGUACAGGAAGAUGGUGAUGGAGACCAUUGAAAAAAUCAUGGGCAACCUGGGUGCAGCUGACAUUGACCACAAGCUGGAGGAGCAGCUGAUCGAUGGUAUUCUGUAUGCCUUCCAGGAGCAGACAACAGAGGAUUCUGUGAUGCUGAAUGGUUUUGGUACAGUGGUGAAUGCCCUCGGGAAGCGUGUGAAACCCUACCUGCCACAGAUCUGCGGUACGGUGCUGUGGCGUCUCAACAACAAGUCGGCCAAGGUCCGUCAGCAAGCUGCUGACCUCAUCUCCCGCACGGCUGUGGUCAUGAAGACCUGCCAAGAGGAGAAGCUGAUGGGUCAUUUGGGCGUGGUGCUGUACGAGUAUCUAGGAGAGGAGUACCCUGAGGUGCUUGGCAGCAUCCUGGGAGCACUGAAGGCCAUUGUUAACGUUAUUGGUAUGCACAAGAUGACCCCACCAAUCAAAGACCUGCUUCCUCGUUUGACUCCCAUCCUGAAGAACAGACAUGAGAAGGUCCAGGAGAACUGUAUCGACCUGGUGGGCAGGAUUGCUGACAGGGGUGCUGAGUAUGUGUCUGCCAGGGAGUGGAUGAGGAUCUGCUUUGAAUUGCUGGAGCUGCUUAAGGCACACAAAAAGGCCAUCCGCAGAGCCACCGUCAACACAUUUGGUUAUAUUGCCAAAGCCAUUGGUCCUCAUGAUGUUUUGGCCACUCUGCUCAAUAAUCUUAAAGUCCAGGAGCGACAGAACAGGGUCUGCACGACUGUGGCCAUUGCCAUCGUUGCUGAGACCUGUUCACCGUUCACAGUGCUGCCGGCCCUCAUGAACGAAUACCGCGUGCCUGAGCUCAACGUACAGAACGGUGUCCUCAAGUCGCUCUCCUUCCUGUUCGAGUACAUUGGAGAGAUGGGCAAAGACUACAUCUAUGCUGUCACGCCGCUGCUGGAAGAUGCACUCAUGGACAGAGACCUGGUCCAUAGACAGACAGCCAGUGCUGUGGUCCAGCACAUGUCUCUGGGCGUCUACGGUUUUGGCUGCGAGGACUCUCUCAACCACUUGCUUAACUACGUGUGGCCCAAUGUAUUUGAGACGUCACCUCAUGUCAUACAAGCUGUGAUGGGUGCUUUGGAGGGGUUGAGGGUCGCGCUCGGGCCCUGCCGCAUGCUGCAGUACUGCUUACAGGGUCUGUUCCAUCCAGCCAGGAAGGUCAGGGACGUCUACUGGAAGAUCUACAACUCCAUCUACAUCGGGUCCCAGGAUGCCCUGAUUGCUCACUACCCGCAGGUCUACAACGAUGAGAAAAAUGUCUACGUCCGCUACGAGCUCGAAUACACCCUGUAAACCCCCCCCCCCCCCCCCAAAAAAAA
This is a messenger RNA of Archocentrus centrarchus (flier cichlid), 4233 nucleotides long. It is a transcript of the gene sf3b1, whose product is annotated as splicing factor 3b, subunit 1. Gene Ontology annotation, molecular function: mRNA binding. The transcript has 21 exons. The record is from RefSeq and is a predicted model, not a curated record. Gene Ontology annotation, biological process: spliceosomal complex assembly. NCBI's taxonomy places the organism in Eukaryota, Metazoa, Chordata, Actinopteri, Cichliformes, Cichlidae. The coding region runs from base 740 to 4207 and encodes 1155 amino acids.